CAACAGACAGUAAAAGUAUAAGCCGACUCGUACGUUGGCGGUUGGACGUCAUGAGAUUCUAGCAAGCAGCGACGAUGUGCGCGUCAAGCUAAGCCGGCUUGAAGUUUCUUGAUUCAUAUCGUGCUGUGUUGAUACGUUGUUGUAAAUAAAUUUCAGUUCUGUGCGAAAAAUAAUUCGUUCACAUUUGAUUUUGAGAGAAUCCAAGAUGGUGAAAGGAGCAUCAGUGGGCAUUGAUCUGGGCACGACCUACUCGUGCGUGGGUGUGUUCCAGCAUGGCAAUGUCGAGAUCAUCACCAACGAUCAAGGCAACCGCACAACUCCUUCCUACGUCGCCUUCACAGACUCCGAGCGUCUGAUUGGUGAUGCUGCCAAGAAUCAAGUCGCCUUCAAUCCUGACAACACGAUUUUUGAUGCUAAACGACUUAUAGGGCGUAGGUUUGAAGACCCAAUAGUUGCCGGUGACAUGCUGUUCUGGCCCUUCAAAGUGGUCAAUGACAGCAGCAAACCAAAAUUUCAGGUCGAAUUCAAAGGAGAGAUGAAAACAUUUUCUCCCGAAGAAAUUUCUUCUAUGGUGUUGACCAAGAUGAAAGAAAUCGCCGAAGCCUACCUGGGAGGGGCUGUAAAAGACGCAGUCAUUACCGUGCCUGCUUACUUCAACGACUCUCAACGCCAAGCGACCAAGGAUGCUGGCGCCAUUGCUGGCCUCAACGUCCUCAGGAUUAUCAACGAGCCAACAGCUGCAGCCAUCGCCUACGGUCUCGACAAGAAGGGAACCGGCGCCGGUGAGCGCAACAUCCUCAUCUUCGAUUUGGGCGGUGGAACCUUCGACGUUUCCAUCCUGUCCAUCGACGACGGUAUUUUUGAAGUGAAGGCCACUGCUGGAAAUACUCACCUUGGUGGAGAAGAUUUUGACAUUCUUCUUGUCAUUCACUUCGUUGAAGAAUUCAAGAGAAAAUAUAAGAAGGAUAUCAGAGAUAAUAAGCGAAGUUUGCGACGACUGAUGACUGCGUGUGAACGAGCCAAGAUAACUCUAUCAUCAUCUGCACAAGCUAGCAUUGAGAUUGAUUCACUUUAUGAGGGCAUCGACUUCUACACUUCAAUUAGCCGCGCCCGAUUCGAAGAAAUGUGUUCAGAUCUUUUCAGGGGAACGCUGGUCCCUGUGGAGAAGUCGCUUCGAGAUGCUAAAAUGGAUAAAGGACAUAUCCACGACAUUGUAUUGGUUGGGGGUUCAACUCGUAUUCCCAAAAUUCAAAAACUGCUGCAAGACUUCUUCAACGGCAAGAAAUUGAACAAAUCGAUCAACCCUGACGAAGCUGUUGCCUAUGGUGCUGCAGUUCAGGCUGCCAUUCUAACAGGUGACAAAUCUGAAGCCGUUCAAGAUCUACUCCUCCUCGAUGUCGCCCCACUAUCCACGGGCAUUGAGACAGCUGGUGGAGUUAUGACAGCACUCAUUAAGCGGAACACUGCCAUCCCCACUAAACACUCCCAAAAUUUCAGCACUUAUUGGGACAACCAGCCUGGUGUGCUCAUCCAGGUUUAUGAGGGCGAGCGCGCCAUGACAAAGGACAACAACCUUCUCGGUGAAUUUGAACUGUUUGGCAUCCCUCCUGCUCCUCGAGGCGUGCCUCAGGUCCAGGUCACGUUUAAUAUCGAUGCUAAUGGCAUCUUGGAUGUGUCUGCUGUCGACAAUUCUACCGGCAAGGAGAAUAACAUAACCAUCACCAACGACAAAGGUCGUCUCAGCAAGGAGGAAAUCGAGAAGAUGGUGCUGGAUGCCGAAAAAUACAAGGCAGAGGAUGAUAAGCAAAAAGAGAAGGUUGCUGCAAAGAACAGUCUUGAGUCAUACUGCUUCAACAUGAAAUCUACUCUCGAAGAUGAUAAACUCAAAGACAAGGUGUCAGAAGAGGAGCGCAAAAAGGCUUUAGAUGCUUGCAGCGAAGCCAUCCAGUGGAUAUAUGCUAAUCAGCUCGCAGAGAAGGAAGAGUUUGAGUUCAAACAGAAUGAAAUUGCGAAGAUAUGUUCUCCCUUGAUUAGUAAGCUCUACUGAGGUGCAGGUGGUAUGCCAGGAGCAGCAUUUGGUGCUGGUGGAUCAACUAUUGAGGAAGUAGAUUAAAUUGUAAGUUCUAGGAGGCCAUGUUCUUCGCAAAGAAUUCUAUUGUCUUGAAAGUGAGUGCCAGCGCCAUAAAAAAAAUAUUCAUUCCGUUAUAUCCUAUGUAAGGAAGUUAUUCUUCUAGUUUUUGUUAGAGGAAUACUCGGCGUCUUUUGUGACUGUCGGCUAUUCUGAUCCAUUUUGCGUUUACACUAAGAUAAAAGUGUUUUUUGUAAGAUACAAUUAUUUAUAUUUGCCGUUCAUUGUUUAUGAUUACAAGUUCCAUUAGACUAAACCUAUUUAGGUGUUAUGAUAUGAAUUUACUCAGUUUGUCGGUAUAAACGGACUAAUUAGUAUUUAGUAUAUCUCUUAUAAAUCUAGUCUUGCAUUAUUUUUGAGGGCAUUUAGUUUGAUUGCCCGAUUUUAAGGCGAAAUUUUCCUUUCUAUUUGAUUGCCAAGUUUAUAAACUAUAUCCUUA
Molecule: messenger RNA, 2567 nt
Organism: Hyalella azteca
Lineage: Eukaryota; Metazoa; Arthropoda; Malacostraca; Amphipoda; Hyalellidae
Product: heat shock 70 kDa protein-like
Exons: 2
Coding region: 206-2047 (613 amino acids)
Biological process (GO): protein refolding; cellular response to unfolded protein
Cellular component (GO): blood microparticle; vesicle; cytoplasm
Molecular function (GO): misfolded protein binding; heat shock protein binding; ATP binding
Source: RefSeq, a predicted model, not a curated record